Molecule: messenger RNA, 1453 nt
Organism: Tribolium castaneum (red flour beetle)
Lineage: Eukaryota; Metazoa; Arthropoda; Insecta; Coleoptera; Tenebrionidae
Product: MFS-type transporter SLC18B1
Exons: 11
Coding region: 176-1435 (419 amino acids)
Biological process (GO): transmembrane transport
Molecular function (GO): transmembrane transporter activity
Source: RefSeq, a predicted model, not a curated record
UUAUGCAAUUUUGAAACAGGAUUACAAUAGAUGUAUUUUCCUUCUCAUGAAAGGAAGUGAUACAUCAGUUAUACCUCAAUUAUUAUAUAAAGCGUAAUCUUGCAAAAUGUAAUCAAUCAAUAGGGGAACGAUUAGCCAAAAAAUCAACACAAUUCGCUUGCGUAACUUCACCAACAUGUUGGUGACAAAACAAGGACUAGGUUUGGCAAUUAUUGCAAUUAUUGAUUUAAUGAGUUUUUGUUCGAUCAAUGUCUUAUCGCUUUUCCUCUCCAAAGAGAUGACCCAAAUAGGUGCUGAUCUGUACAUAUUCGAACUUCCUGUAAACUUCUCAGCGUUGGUCACCAUCACGUCUUCACUUUUCUUGGGCUUAAUUAUUCCGAAAUACAGACAAAGGGAUUUGUUCGUUGGGGCUGUUGUACUCUCUCGGACAGGAUCCAUCCUCUUUGGUGUUUUGUAUUAUUACGUCACGGAUGAAACAUUUUUCACAUGUCUGGCUUACAUUCUACGAGGAAUUGAAGAAGCAGGAGCUUGUGCUUAUUUUAUUUCAGGAUACGUGCUCAUUUUUAGAUCAUUCUGCGACCAUGCUGGAAUAAUUCGAGGAUUUCUGGAAUGUGCAGUGGAAAUCGGGACAACUAUCGGACCACCUGUGGGAGACUUAUUUUUUACUUUUAAAGAAUCAGGACUUCCGUUUUAUUUUGUAGGGAUUUUCACAAUUUUCCUGGCUUUGGUCGGGCGGUGUGUUUUGGAUGAAUUCUUUUUCACAGAUACGUCAAAACAGUACCAAUCUUUGACCAACUUUAUGCAAAUUCCCGCAAUUAUCGUCACUUCUUGCGUCGUGUUAACUGUUUCUUUGACGACUAGUGCGUUAGAUCCAUCGUUGGGGGAAUACUUAACUAAUUUACUUCCGUUUCGAAAAAGUGACUAUGUUUAUCUUUUUAUCGCAGCAGCAUUUGCAUUUUCGACUCCUGCUUGGAACUAUUUGACCGAAAAACUGGCCAGGUUUGAGUGGAUAAUGCCGUUAGGACUUUAUUUAACUGGACUCGCAAUAAUUUUGUUGGAAUUAGAUUUAGUUUGUAGUGACUUUGAUAAAUAUUUCAAACUGAUAAAUGUGUGUAUGUUGGGUGUGUGUAUGGCCAUGUCUUUAGCUCCGACCUUCCGAUGUCUGACUACAGCAGCUUUCGAGAACGGAUACGAAAACAAUGUGACAACGCACAGUUACGUUAUUUCAACUUGGACGUUUAUGUUUUCUUUGGGCGAAAUUUUGGGACCGGCUGUUGGAAUCCUCGUUUACCAAAAAUACGAUUUUUGGGUGGUUUGCUGGAUGAUAGCGACUUUGAACAUUUUGGUAGGUUUCCUCUGCACACUUUUUUUCUAUUGUAAACGGAAUAAACGGAAUAUUUGUUGUAAAUUUAAUGUGACUAUUCAUUUUAAAUAAAAUCGGUGAAUCAUAUCA